AGAGAGGGCUUUUCGGCCGCAGCUACGACUGAGCUGAGAGGAGCAGCAGUAGAUCGGCGGCAGCGGCGGCGAGCUAGGGUUCCGGCGAGGCUUCCCGAUGGCCUCCGAGGCGGCGCGGCGGCGGCAGGAGCUGGCGGCGGAGGGGCAGCGGCACCUGGAGGAGACCAUCGCAGCGGCGUUCCAGAUCCUCGUCUCCAUGAACGACGAGCUCUGCAACGCUGGGCUCUGGUCCUCCUCCUCAGUCUCCGCCGCGGCCGCUGCCGCGGCCGCCGCAGGGCCCCAGCACCAGCACUCCGCUACUCCGCCGCCGCCACACUCUGCGGACUCCGACGCUGCCGACGGUGGGGGCGCGCCCGGCCCCGGCGGGUCUCUCGACGAGGCGAGGCACCGUUACAAGUCCGCCGUGGCGGCACUCCGGGCGUCCAUUACCGCCGUUUCAUCCUGCGCGCAGGACAUAGGGUCAACAGAAUCAGAAGCUGACCAUGCUGAGAUCGAGAGAUUGGAAGAGCGUGCAUCUGCUUUGAGAAAGGAAAUUGAAAGCAAAAACAAACAGGUAAAGCUCCUCAUGGAUCAACUCCGGGAGUUAAUAACAGACAUAUCAAUGUGGCAGAGCCCUUGCUCAGUGUGAAAUGUCAAAAGGAAAGACCACCAGGAGUGGAUGUGUGUAGGCCAUAUUGUGCAUGCUGAUUUACUGACCUCUUGGAGGGAAAACAGAUGGGAUAUGAAUGGAUUGCAAGUACUGCAUUUUUGCCGCAGGGAUUUAGAAGUGGAAAUGAACAUCGAUGAAGUAUGGAUUAAGUUAUUGAUGCAGCUAAAAUGUAUGUUGGGACACGGAUGCUGUUUUGGAUGUAACAGUAUAUAUGCAUAUCCAGACAUAUCCUUUGCAACUUCUGUGGAUCUUCUUGAGAUUAGAUUACUGUAGCCUUUUACAGUAGAUGUAGCAUGGAUUUUGGCUUGUCACGUGCAGAUAUGCAAUGCAAAGUCUUUCCUCUUAACUGAAAUUUAACAAACUGUGAUGAGUUUUAUUGGUAAGGCAAACUUUAUAUGAAUUGUGAUGUGAGUUU
This is a messenger RNA of Setaria italica (foxtail millet), 1064 nucleotides long. RefSeq names its product mediator of RNA polymerase II transcription subunit 30. Gene Ontology annotation, cellular component: mediator complex. The record is from RefSeq and is a predicted model, not a curated record. The transcript is spliced from 3 exons. Bases 98 to 628 code for a protein of 176 amino acids. NCBI's taxonomy places the organism in Eukaryota, Viridiplantae, Streptophyta, Magnoliopsida, Poales, Poaceae.